Messenger RNA from Aspergillus fischeri NRRL 181, 684 nucleotides. RefSeq names its product putative glutamine-serine rich protein MS8. The transcript has 3 exons. Bases 1 to 684 code for a protein of 227 amino acids. The record is from RefSeq and is a predicted model, not a curated record. Lineage: Eukaryota; Fungi; Ascomycota; Eurotiomycetes; Eurotiales; Aspergillaceae.
AUGUCUGAUCCAUACAACAACCACUACAAUCAAUACGGUGCCCCGCAGCAAGGCCAUGGCCAGCCCAACGACGGAUACUACGGAGGUCAACAUAACUACAACUACCCUCCUCCACAAGGCCAGUACGGGCAGCCUCCGCAGCAACAUGGGCACUAUCCACCUGGACCUUCCUACGACCAGCAACAGCACCAUCCUCAAUAUUCCGGUCCUCCUCCUUCAUACGGCCAACAGGGGUACCCGCCUCAACAUGGCGCUCCUCACCAGCAGGGCGGGUACCCAGGUGAUCAAAACUACGGGCAAGGCGCGCCCUUGAACUAUCCGCCACACGACCGCGGUCACUCUCCGUAUGCCCCCCAGCAGCAACAACACAAUCCCCAAGGAGCAAGCGCAUCUUACUAUGGCGCUCCUCACCCGGAACAACACCACCAGGGGGCGCAUGCUCCUGUUCCCGUCGGACAGGAGGGCGAAAGGGGCCUGGGCUCGACCUUGCUUGGAGGUGCUGCUGGUGGGAUUAUAGGCAAAAAGCUCGGUGGUGGACUUCUAGGCGCUGCAGGAGGAGCACUAGCAGGCGCUGCUGGAAUGAACAUGGCCACGAAGAUGACGAAGAAGCACAAGAAGGAGAAGAAACACCACAAGGGCCACAGGCGUGGAUCGAGUUCUAGCUCUAGCUCGAGCUCUUCUUGA